CGGUACCCGCCCUUGCCCAAGUUCUACUGCUUUCCCUCUGCCAAGGGUGCCAGGCACCGAAUCUCUCACCGUACUUCCCACCUGAGGCCAGGCACCAGGUGUCAGCUGGUGUCAGACAGCUUAUUUGGGAGCGAACCUCAGGUCCUAACCUCCAGAAAAAAACUUUGCUUUUGCUGGUACCUUGGCCAACCAAUCAAUGCCUCAGACGGAUAAGCAAAUAUGCAUUCCCCCGGAGCUGCCUGAAUUGCUGAAGCAAUUUACUAAAGCUGCCAUUCGGACCCAGCCACAGGAUCUCAUCCAGUGGGCUGCUGAUUAUUUUGGAGCUAUGACCCGCGGAGACAUUCCUCCAGUGAGAGAUCGGUCUGAGCCAGUCGCUUCAUCUAACUUUGCAGAGCUUACACCUGAGCUGUUGAAGAUCCUGCAUUCUAGGGUUGCUGGCAGACUGAUUAUCCAUGUCAAUGAGCUGGCCCAGAUGUGGAAGGUGCUGAGUCUCCCACCAGAGCUGUUAAAUAGUGUGAUAAAUGUGGGCCGCUUCACGGAGGAGAUUGAGUGGCUGAAGUUUUUAGCCCUGGCUUGCAGCUCUCUUGGUGUUACCAUUUCCAAAACUCUCAAGAUAGCAUGUGAAGUUUUAUCAUCUGACCAUGAUAGUGGACCUGCCCGGAUCCCUUUCAGCACCUUCCAGUUUCUCUACACAUACAUUGCUGAAGUGGACGGGGAGAUCUCCGCAUCACACGUCAGCCGAAUGCUGGCCUACAUCGAACAGGAAGUAAUUGGUCCUGAUGGCUUAAUCAAAGUGAAUGACUUUACCCAAAACCCCAGGGUUCGGCUGGAGUGAAUGCACAUUUUUGGAAUUUUAGAGGAAGAUACAGAGAUGGUUGUGCUUCAGAAUAACUGAACCCCAUACACCAUCCACUGUCCAUUUUCUUGUACAACUGGUACGCACUAAUAAACAGUUAGGCAGACACGAAAUCAGGGAUGUGUGGAAUUAAAAUGUAAAAUUAUUGGAACAAAACGCCUUAAUAGAAGAUUAGUAUUCUUCCCACACGGACACUAAGUGCAAGUGACUGAGAGGCAUGGAUAGAAAAUGCCUCUCAAGUCAAAACCAGACUGUC
Molecule: messenger RNA, 1112 nt
Organism: Phyllostomus hastatus (greater spear-nosed bat)
Lineage: Eukaryota; Metazoa; Chordata; Mammalia; Chiroptera; Phyllostomidae
Gene: ROPN1
Product: rhophilin associated tail protein 1
Exons: 7
Coding region: 197-835 (212 amino acids)
Source: RefSeq, a predicted model, not a curated record